This is a messenger RNA of Dalotia coriaria, 4275 nucleotides long. RefSeq names its product zinc finger MYM-type protein 3-like. Bases 157 to 3903 code for a protein of 1248 amino acids. The transcript is spliced from 2 exons. The record is from RefSeq and is a predicted model, not a curated record. Lineage: Eukaryota; Metazoa; Arthropoda; Insecta; Coleoptera; Staphylinidae.
CUUGUGAAAAUAGAGGUUAUGUGCGCUCUAACUACUUAUCAUGUCGGUUUACUGUAACUGUUGAUUAUUCAGAUGAAUUGGUUCGGCGUAAUUAAAUAAGUAAGAAAAUACUGGAUUAUAAUUCUUAAAUGUUUAAAGGGCUAAAAGGCCAUCAGAAUGGACCCCGUUCAGGAUGUAGUACCCACGACGGACGUAACAGAACUAACGAACCCAGAAGAAUCUAAAACUGUGGAACCUGAACAGCAAGUACUACAAGAAAUGAUAAAUUGUGAUAUAAAUUCAUUGGCUCCACUCACUACAACAAUUGAAACUGAUGUUGAUAAGGAUUCUGUUCCUACCACAUCAGAACCAAAGUCACCACAAGCAAUUCAAACAUUUACAUGUGAAGGUGAUUCAGAUAAAUUAAUUGAGGAUGUUGUUAUUAAAGAAUUGAGCAUUGAUAAUGAAGAAAAGAAUAAUGAAAGUGAUCAGAAAGAAACAAGUAAAAGUAAUUUGGAUGAUGAAGAAAAAAUUGCAGAAUUAAUAGAUAAUGUAGCUGAGAAAUUGGAUGAUGUAAAUUAUAAAAUUGUGGAUAUACCUGAGACAUUCUAUACUGAAACUGAGAAUGUUCAAUUUGAAGGUGAUACUGAUCCUAUUGUAGAUAUACCUAAAGCAAUGGAUGUUCAGGAGCAAGACAGUGACAAAAACGAUGAAAAAGUCAAAGGUGGCGGUUUUGAUUCAGUGCUGCUGGAUGAAAAUAGCAGAGAUGAAAAUGAAAGCAAUCCUAAUCCAAUUGAAGAAGUUGAUCCAACAAGCAAAGAUGACAGUAAUGAUGGGCCUCCUGAUCUUGCCGCUGCAGACCCUCUCAUGAAGGAUGCUGAAAAUCAAAUUGAGGGUGAUGAUGAUUCAGAAACUGCUGAAAACGUUGAGGACAAGGUAGAUAUUGAUACGGAUCCCGACCGGAUAACACUCAGUGUGAAACCUCCUGGAGAGUUAUUGGAAGGCAACUUUGUAGAUGUCGCCGAGGAGAAUAGUUUACCCGAGGAUUCGCAGAUGGACUUUGAUCCAAUUGAAACUGACGGUGAAGAGGAUUCAGAGCAAAUUGAGUCAACCGAGGCACAGCCGGCAGAAACCGCGGAUAUAUUCAACGGAAAAGAGGCAGAAACAAUCUUGGCCGAAGAUGAUGAAGUGCCGGUUUCAACGGAAACCGAAGAACAACCGGAACCCGAAGGUGAAGCCUCGGAAGACGAAAAUAAAUUUGUUAUAACUCUUGCGAAUCGCACCGAGUCGAGCACAUGUAAUAUUUGUGCCAAAGAGGAAGUUCCUCAGUAUUUAGCACACAAAAAUGAUGAAUGCGAAUGCAUCUGCAGCACUGCGUGCUUGGACAAGUUCAAAGAGCAACACGCCGAUGAUUAUGUGGAGCGAAUAUUGCGAUUACGCGUGUUCGCUGCGGAGGAAACAAUCUCACGCGAGCAAUUGCAGCUCCUGCCUGCUGUUGAGCCCGAAGAGAUUAAUGAAAAUCAUGAUCCGUUCCGUAUAUGUGUAAUAUGCAACCGAUGUAUUGAUGUGGAAGAUUACGUUACGUGGGAGGCGCGGGAUUACUGCGACGAGGGCUGCUUGUCCGCUUCACAACGAAGCAUUAAUGCCGACUGCGCAAAGUGCCAUCACUUAGUGCCGGAAAAUUUACUAGGUAAAUAUUGUGUGCGCUUUGGUUCGACGGUGACGCAAUUCUGCAAGACCACGUGUCUUAUUUCCUAUAAAAAGGCACGUAAAUUGUGCCAGUAUUGUCAGGAGGAUUUAAAAGCCAAUGACGCGGCGACCUUCUGCUCGAAACGGUGUAAGGAGGCGGCGAAUCCCAACGAGUGUGAACCGAAGGAGUCAGGGCCAUGUUCGGUGUGCAGGCAGGUGAAAGAGGUUGAAUUAAAUGUCCGCGGUGAUGAGAAGAUGGAUUCGCUUUGUUCCGAAAGGUGCCUCGUGGCAUACAAGUUUGUCAACAAGGUGGAGCUGGUGAAAUGUGUUGUAUGCCCAACGACUUUCUCGCCAAAACCAGGCGAUGCGUCCGUAUACGAACUGGGCACGGUGCACAGCCUCUGUUCACGCGAGUGUCAGAAGAUAUUCCUGAUCAUUAACAGAAAAAUCGUGAAUUGCAGCAUGUGUCUUGUAAAAAAAUACGAUUUUGAUAUGAUUAGGUUCAUCGACGGCGAGACUUCCACAUGUGUGUGUUCACUGACUUGCUUGGGUGUCUACUUCGAAUGCAUGUAUUCCCAGCAGUCGAAACUGUUUGAACCGAACAUCCCGCACCUGGAGCUGAUCUCGAAAAGUCAAAACUAUACCUAUGAAGGUCGAGAUUUGGCGUCACUCAUAGAUGCGGCGUAUAAUGUUGGUAAAGUGGCCGUGCAGAUGAUUGUGGUAACCAAACCACGGUAUGUACCCAAACAGAAGAACAAAGCGGUGAUGUGUCGUCCGCGUAUGCUGACGAAAUCAAUCCAGCAUAAAGUUAAAGAAAGGACUGUGCAUGUUCAAACUGAUGAUACCACGACCCGUUGGAUUCCCAUUCCGGUACAGAUUUUCGUUCCAGUGCCACUUCACAUGUAUGUUCAACCCGUGCCCUUCCCAACCCCGAUCCCUAUUCCAAUGAUAAUUCCUAUUUUCAUUUUGACAGGUCGCAAGUCCAUGAAGGGAAUUCAGAAAGAAAUAGCUAAAAUAAAGAAUCGUAUUCCCGCUGACCCACUCGAAGCGGAGAUUUUAAUGAUGGCAGAUAUGGCAGCCGGCGACAAGCGCAACGACCCCACAUCCGACUCCGAUGAUGAUGUAGGUGUGGUGCCGGAUACCACAAAAUUAUUGGAUUCGUCAAUAACGCAGAUGGACACCGCAUCGACAUCGUUUUCCGACGAUGUGCUGUCCAUGGCGUUCAAAAUGGCAAACGAGUACACUGAACCGUUGGACCUCGAAUCCGAAGUGGACAACUCGACGAGAAUGCUGGCGUCAGGCAAAAGAGCCCGCAUUUACGCGCCACGUGGUCGGCAAUCCUCGCAACGCAUGAUGGACAUAGUCAAACCGGAUGAAAAUCUCUCCCUGAAGUAUACGUUUGGCGUGAAUGCCUGGAAACAAUGGGCCUCGACCAAGAAUCUCGAACUACAGAAGCUGAAAGCAACCAAAUUUGUUAAACUGGACUUGCUACAGUUAAGCGCGGAAGAUCUCUGCUUUUGUUUAUGUCAAUUCAUUAAGGAAGUUCGCAAGCCCAACGGCGCCGUUUAUGCAUCCGACACCAUCUAUUACCUCUGCUUGGGUAUUCAACUUUACCUUUAUGAGAACGGCCGGAUUGAUAAUCUUUUCUGUGACGGUUACUACGAAAAAUUCACGGACACAUUUAACGAGAUCUGUUUGUCUUUCUGCCAGCUCUACAAUGAAAGCCAAUACAUUGUGACCCGCGUAGAAGAGGAGCAUCUUUGGGAGAGCAAACAACUUGGUGCACACUCCCCGCUCGUGCUUUUAAACACACUCUUGUUUUUCAAUACUAAACACUUCAACCUUAUUACGGUCGAUGAUCACCUGCAGUUGAGUUUUUCACACAUUAUGAAGCAUUGGAAAAGAAAUGCGAACGCCCCCAACCAGAGGAAUGUUCUGUUGCGGUUUUAUCCACCAAGUAAAGGUGCAUGGGGCAAGAGGAAAGUUUAUGAACAGCAGGAAUGUCUAGAAAAUCCGCUCAGGUGCCCCGUGCGCCUGUACGAGUUCUUCCUGUCCAAAUGCCCGGAGAGCGUGAAAGCCAGAAAUGACGUGUUUUAUCUUCAGCCUGAACGGAGCUGUGUCCCAGACAGUCCUGUUUGGUAUUCCACCAGUGCUCUAGAAAGACCACAGCUGGAGAAAAUGCUUAAUAGAAUGAAGAUGAUUAAGGAAAUCAGUAUGGCCAUCUUGGGGACGUAAAUGACACAAUCAAGGUUUUAUCUAUCUAUUUUAUGACGCGAUCCUCUAUUGAGAGGAUAUUAAUUAAAUUCACGUAGAAUUGUGAUAGCUGUAAGGGAAACAUUCAUUAUUGAUUCAUUAAUUAAUUCUUUAUAUAUUCAAUCUAAUUCAAUUAUGAUAAUAGAAUAAGUGUAAGUAAUCAUUAAUUCCGACGUCAGAUUCAAUUAAAAAUGUUUUUUUUUUCUUCUGUAGAAUAGUGUUAAAUGUAAGCGAGAACAAUAAUUUUGAUUCACUGUUUGAUUUAACAUAUGAUGGAUGAUGGGCUUGUUUUAACACGAUAAUAAAAACAGGAGUAAUUUUAUAAUUUUAUUGAAUAUAUAAAAUUGAUAGCAA